CUCGACCCCUCGACAUGGUUCUCGCCCAAUACAACCUCCUCCGAAACUCCGCAGCCCUCUCCUUUCCCAGUCCCUCCCUCCCUUCCGCCUCUCGCCGCCCCAGGUCUGUUCGUCGCAUCGCGAUCCGGGGCUCCGCCGUCACCCAACCUCCGCCGGCAGCCGCCACGGCCUCCCGGGAGUCCGCCGUCAGGUCGAUCAGGGCCCGCCAGAUCGUCGACAGCAGGGGAAACCCCACCGUCGAGGUCGACCUCGUCACCGACGGCGGCCUCUUCCGCUCCGCUGUCCCCAGCGGCGCCUCCACCGGGAUCUACGAGGCCCUAGAGCUGAGGGACGGCGACAAGAAGGUAUUCGGCGGCAAGGGAGUGCUCCAAGCCGUCAGGAACAUCAAUGAGAUACUCGGGCCAAAACUCGUCGGUGUCGAUGUCAGAAAUCAAGCUGAUGUGGAUGCAAUUAUGCUCGAUGUUGAUGGAACACCUAAUAAGUCGAAAUUAGGUGCCAAUGCCAUCCUUGGAGUCUCUCUUAGUGUUUGCCGGGCUGGUGCCGGAGCAAAAGGGAUUCCUUUGUACAAGCAUAUCCAGGAACUAUCAGGAACGAAGGAGCUCAUUAUGCCAGUUCCUGCUUUCAAUGUGAUUAAUGGCGGCAGCCAUGCCGGCAAUAAUCUGGCGAUGCAAGAGUUCAUGAUAUUGCCUGUGGGUGCUUCUUCAUUUGCUGAGGCUCUCCGUAUGGGCAGUGAAGUGUAUCACACUCUUAAGGGUAUAAUCAAGGCAAAAUAUGGGCAAGAUGCAUGUAAUGUGGGAGAUGAAGGUGGCUUUGCUCCAAAUGUUCAAGACAAUAAGGAAGGGCUGGUCUUGCUUAUGGAUGCUAUUGAAAAGGCUGGUUAUACAGGAAAGAUCGAGAUUGGGAUGGAUGUAGCUGCGUCUGAGUUUUUCUUGGAUGGCAGAUAUGAUCUAAAUUUUAAGAAGCAACCAAAUGAUGGAGCUUACGUUUACACUGCUCACAGCCUUUGUGAAUUAUAUAGAGAAUUUGUUAGAGACUUCCCUAUUGUGUCCAUUGAAGAUCCCUUUGACCAAGAUGAUUGGUCCUCAUGGGCAUCACUACUGUCUUCAGUUGAUAUACAACUUGUUGGGGAUGAUUUGUUGGUCACAAAUCCAAAGAGAAUUGCCAAGGCUAUUCAGAAGAAGGCAUGCAAUGGUUUGCUAUUAAAAGUUAACCAGAUUGGCACUGUUACUGAAUCCAUUAAAGCUGCUCUGGAUUCAAAAGCUGCUGGCUGGGGGCUAAUGGUUAGCCAUCGCAGUGGCGAGACAGAAGACAAUUUUAUUGCAGAUUUGUCUGUUGGGCUGGCCAGUGGACAGAUCAAAACAGGGGCACCUUGUCGAAGUGAGCGCCUAGCCAAAUAUAAUCAGCUUUUACGCAUCGAAGAGGAGCUUGGAGAUGUCCGGUAUGCCGGUCAGGCUUUCAGAUCUCCCUAGAGAAAAAUUUGUUAAGAGCUUGUAUUUGAUCCGAAAUAAUGUGCUAGAUAUAAGUCACAUGAAGUUGGGGAGUUUUGUUGUACUAAGAGGCCUCACAGAUUCUGUAGAUGUGAAGCAGCCUAGACGCAUUUUGAUAGGAGCAUCUGUUGCAUUUGUGUUUCAACAGUGUAAUUUCUUCUCCAAGCAAAAUUAGAUGAUAUUGGACUUCAUAUUGGUACUCUUUAAUUACUCAAAAACAAUACAUUUUUAGAGCUCCUUCAACA
Musa acuminata subsp. malaccensis (wild Malaysian banana) is the source of this 1732-nucleotide messenger RNA. Its product is annotated as enolase 1, chloroplastic. Gene Ontology annotation, molecular function: magnesium ion binding; phosphopyruvate hydratase activity. Lineage: Eukaryota; Viridiplantae; Streptophyta; Magnoliopsida; Zingiberales; Musaceae. The record is from RefSeq and is a predicted model, not a curated record. Gene Ontology annotation, cellular component: phosphopyruvate hydratase complex. Gene Ontology annotation, biological process: glycolytic process.